AUGGAUCACUACAAAACCCUAGGAUUGAACUCCGGCGCAACCAAACACGAGAUCAAAGAAGCUUUCAGAAAAUGCGCCCUAAAAUUCCACCCCGAUCGCCACUCAAACUCCACAAAGGAGAUCAAAGACGGCGCUUCCAUUAGGUUCAAGCAGGCGUCGGAGGCCUACGAGGUAUUGAUCGACGAUCGGAAGCGCAGAGACUACGAUUUCAGUCGCCGGAGUAGUUUCAAUGGAGGAGGGAGGGGUUUCGGUUAUGGAAAUGGUGGGAGUGGAGGCAGCUAUUAUCGUCGAGGCGCGAGGAGAGAUGGGGAGGGGCUUCUCAAUGUUGCGUUUGCGAGUUUGCUAUUUGGUGGAGCAGUAAUUAUAGAGAGAAGUGUGGAGACACUCUGGAGAGUGAAUAAUUCUGGGAAAUCACCAAAUGCAUCUAAGAGAUGGGCAAACUUCUACAUUUUCUUUUUAAUGCCAGGUUACAGAAAUUUGCCUGCAAGGCUUCUUUGCAAUGUUUUCAUUUUUAUGGCGGGUCUGAGUUAUGUUGAGUACUACUUGCGGCUAUUGAUUUUACGCUUAAGAGCUGGUCUUUUUCUAUACAGAAAUCAUUUGAAGAAACCCUGA
Molecule: messenger RNA, 612 nt
Organism: Asparagus officinalis (garden asparagus)
Lineage: Eukaryota; Viridiplantae; Streptophyta; Magnoliopsida; Asparagales; Asparagaceae
Product: chaperone protein dnaJ 72
Exons: 4
Coding region: 1-612 (203 amino acids)
Source: RefSeq, a predicted model, not a curated record